This is a messenger RNA of Drosophila bipectinata, 6395 nucleotides long. The record is from RefSeq and is a predicted model, not a curated record. NCBI's taxonomy places the organism in Eukaryota, Metazoa, Arthropoda, Insecta, Diptera, Drosophilidae.
CGUUAGGGUACAACCAGACAGGACGCACUUUCUCCGAGCUGCCGCGAUUCGCCUGCCUUGGCGUGUGUGUACCGUUAGCUGUUCAGCUGUUUGUGCAGAGAGGAGGCGACCAGCGGGUAACCCCCUGAAUCAACUCACCAAGCAGCCAACUAAAUCUAAAAAAAAUCGACAAAAAAAAUAAACCGAAAAACUCCAAUUCGAAAAUAAACAAAUAGGGGGGCGGCGAGUGCCAGUUAACUGAACUCCCCUUAACAGAAUACUCUGAUUGUGGCAGCUCCCGCGCGUACAAGUGUGUAUAAAAAAUCCAAUUUAAAUAAACGUUUUUUUUCGUUAUACUCACCACAUAAAGGCAACAUGUAAAUAUUAAAUAAAAAAAACACCAAAUGCAAAUAUUAAACAAAAAUCAAUAAAAAUACAAUUAAAAAAAAAAGUUAAAAACGAAAGAAAACCCAAAACAAAUAAUAACAGAAACCACAAGAAUAAUGUGUUCGUUGAAUUAAAAUAAAGAAAAAAUAAAUAUAAAAGAAAAUGAUGUUAAAGAAAAGCCUAAAGUAAUGAAUUUUGCUAAAUCUAAAUAGAAAUCAAGCUCAUUCGUAUCUCUACUAUCGCAUCCAUGUCUCUGCAUCUGCACACGUAUCUGCAUCUGUAUCUAUAUCUUUGCAUCUGCUGAACGAAUGAGAAUAAGCAACAACAUGCCAGCUAAAUUCAAACUCAAUACCCAGUAUCAAUUCAUCAAUCAGUCCAGUAAGCAACCAAUCAAGCAAUUCCAUCAUCAAUUUGCAACUGCCAUCAGCUCAUCAUCAACUGCAAGAGCAGCUACCACCACAACCAAUACCAAUACCACUGCAACAACAAUCCUGACUAACUAAAUGCCCGAAAUUAAAUGCACUCGCCUAAAGAAUCCAAAAUAAAAUAGCUCUUAACCAGAGGCAGCACACCAGUAUAUCAAUAACUAUACUAAAAAUUGCUUAAUAAUAAGAGGGGAAGGCAACAAACAGAGAGCUAACAAUAUUAAAUCUUCCUGUUAAUUAUGGAACAUUCAUCAACAUUUUUGUUGAGUUUGUUCCAUUUGUUCCAAAACGAAAAGGUUGCCGACUGUUUGCAGCUUCAGUUACCACUACAACAACAACAACAACGACCAUUAGACAACUCAACAACAACAACAAUAGGCAAAACAACAACUAAAUCAACCGAAAGACCAACAACAACAUCAACAGCAGCAUCAGCAGGAGGAGCAGUAGCAGGAGCAACAUCAACUUCUACUACAACUUUCAGCUUCAACUCUACAACAUUGCUGGCAAAGAACUUACAACUGAAGAAUACAACGAUUCCAAGCAGUAGCAAAAUAAUGAUCACUAUCAUCUAAAAAUCAGAAACAACAACUGAUACCUAAGGUUUCUCAAGCUUUGAAAAUAAAUAAUUCAAACCGAAAAAAAAAAAUAAAUAAAGAAGCAAAUAAAAGAAAAAAGUGCAAAUUAUGUAAAUUAUAGAAAAAAAAGGAAAAAAGAGAAGCCCCAAAAGCAAACGAAAGAGAAUUAGUCAAAUAGAAUCGAGGAAAGAAACUCCAGAAGGAACGAAAAAAAAGGAGAAUCUGUGACCAGGAAAACCGGAAAUUAAAUCUGCAACGCACCCCCAAAGUGGAAGAGGAAGCAGCAGAACCAGGACCACAGCACAACCACAACCGCAGGAAAAUCCGAGGGCAGCGCGCUGGGGGAACACGCGUGCCAAAUAUUUGCUCAAAAAUAGCAGAAUAAAAUAAUAAUCAAAGGCGCGGUAGCGCCUCAGAAAAGCGCAGAGAGUAAAGAAUUAAGAGGUUCCCGCCCGGUUUCCCCAGAUAUUGGCAAGCAUAUAGUUUAAGCAUCCAACGAAGGACGAGCAGCUGAGCAGCCAAGGACACCCCGAACCCGAAGGCAUUGUUGACACUCGCAGCUUACGCUUCGCUGACCUCUGACCCAAUCAUCGCUUUGUCUCGGUAUUUUGUGCUAAUCAUCGUUACUUUGAAAUCCCGACCAGGAGCACUGGCCCACUAUUUAGCCAAGGUGACAAGGCAAGGAUUGUCAACCACUUUGGAAGAGCAGCAGCAGCACAGCACCACCCACAAGUCAGCCAGCUUUGUGAGGAGGCGAGGAGGUGGGCGCAGGAGGGGCGGGGCAGCCAUUCAACCCGAGAGCCACGCGAAACAAACAAGCCAAGGACAUGGACUCCCCGCUGCCAGCGUCGCUGUCGCUGUUUGUCCUGUUGAUCUUUCUGGCGAUAAUUAAAGAAAGCUGUCAGGGACCGCACGAGAAGCGCCUGCUGAACCACCUGCUCUCCACCUACAACACCCUGGAGCGACCCGUUGCCAAUGAAUCGGAGCCCCUGGAGGUCAAAUUUGGUCUGACCCUGCAGCAGAUCAUCGACGUGGAUGAAAAGAAUCAGAUUCUGACCACAAAUGCGUGGUUAAAUUUGGAGUGGAACGACUACAAUCUGCGCUGGAACGAGACCGAGUAUGGCGGAGUCAAGGACCUGCGGAUCACGCCCAACAAGCUGUGGAAGCCCGACGUGCUCAUGUACAACAGCGCGGAUGAGGGAUUCGAUGGCACGUAUCACACCAACAUUGUGGUCAAACAUAACGGCAGUUGUCUGUACGUGCCCCCUGGUAUCUUCAAGAGCACAUGCAAGAUAGACAUCACGUGGUUCCCAUUUGAUGACCAACAUUGCGAAAUGAAAUUCGGUAGUUGGACUUACGAUGGAAAUCAGUUGGAUUUGGUUUUGAAUUCCGAAGAUGGAGGGGAUCUUUCCGAUUUCAUAACAAAUGGCGAGUGGUACUUGCUUGCCAUGCCGGGAAAGAAGAAUACGAUAGUCUACGCCUGCUGCCCAGAACCAUAUGUCGAUAUCACCUUUACUAUACAAAUACGUCGCCGUACAUUAUAUUAUUUUUUCAAUUUAAUCGUGCCAUGUGUGCUAAUCUCAUCGAUGGCCCUCUUGGGCUUCACAUUGCCGCCGGACUCGGGCGAGAAGCUGACGCUGGGCGUAACUAUACUACUAUCAUUAACAGUAUUUCUUAACCUUGUCGCCGAGUCAAUGCCGACAACGUCGGACGCUGUUCCUCUUAUAGGAGUUACAAUUCUUCUAUCGCUCACAGUGUUUCUCAACCUUGUAGCUGAGACAUUGCCCCAAGUAUCUGAUGCAAUCCCCUUGUUAGGCACCUAUUUCAACUGCAUCAUGUUCAUGGUCGCAUCGUCGGUGGUGCUGACUGUUGUGGUGCUCAACUAUCACCAUCGCACGGCGGAUAUCCACGAAAUGCCCCCGUGGAUCAAAUCCGUUUUCCUACAAUGGCUGCCCUGGAUCUUGCGAAUGGGUCGACCCGGCCGCAAGAUUACUCGAAAAACAAUACUACUAAGCAAUCGGAUGAAGGAGCUGGAGCUAAAGGAGCGCUCCUCCAAGUCCCUGCUGGCCAAUGUCCUCGACAUCGAUGACGAUUUCCGGCACACAAUAUCGGGCUCACAAACAGCCAUCGGUUCAUCGGCAAGCUUUGGGCGACCGACGACGGUGGAGGAGCAUCACACAGCCAUCGGCUGCAAUCACAAAGAUCUUCAUUUAAUUCUCAAAGAAUUGCAAUUCAUUACGGCGCGCAUGCGCAAGGCCGAUGACGAAGCGGAAUUGAUAAGCGAUUGGAAAUUCGCUGCAAUGGUUGUGGAUAGAUUUUGUUUAAUUGUUUUCACGCUCUUUACGAUUAUUGCAACGGUAACCGUGCUGCUAUCAGCUCCGCACAUAAUCGUGCAAUAAGGACGUUCGAAUUAGACAAUUAAGCUACGGAUACGCGCGCCCACACGCCCCCAUCGGUGUCGGCAUGUCGGUGUGUGCGUGGCGCAAGGAGUUGCCUAGUUAAGCUCAUUUCCAAAAACCAAAAAACAACUAGCGAAGCUGCUUCGAAACAAAGCAAAACCAAAAUAAGAAAAAAAACACUAAAAAAAUAACUCAAAUAAAAAAAUUGUUAAUUACAUUUUUAAGUAAAACCAAGAGCAAAGGAAAAUUUCGCUAAAACAAAAAAAAAAGGGACAAAAUCAUGUACUAAAAUAAAAUAUUUUAUGGACAAACCAAACAAAAAGCAAAAAUUACUGCCGUACAAGAAACCGAAAAAAAAAGUGUUAAGUAAGCUACACUCACACACACACAACCAUAAAGUUCUAAGAGUUAAGCAACCAAAGAAAAUUGAAACAAAAAAUUUGCAUAGGAAUAGCCUAAGGAGGCGGAGACCGACAAGCACGAAAGGAUGAGAGGAACAACAAAGAGACAUCGCGGGACAGGACACACAAAGGUUAUAUAUAUAAACACAUACAUACACAUACUGACAGAAACACAUACGUCUAUGUAAUUGUAUGUACAAUAACAGAGUUAUAAGUUAAUUAAUAUGCUGAGUUGUUAUAAUUUAUGUAAGAUGAACAGGAUAUAGACAGACACACACACACACAGACAAAACACUUAAGAUAUAUGAUAUAUAUAAGAGAUUGUUCCUAUGAGACAUUAGAUAUGUAUUUAAAAUGGCAAAACACACACACACACACGCAGCGAGAGAUACAGAUACAAACACAGACACCGAAGCACUUAAUUGAAAAAAAGCAAAAACAAGGGAAAGAAACCAUUUAUUUGUAGGAGAGUGUAGCCGGAAGUGGGAGUGUGUAGGUAUAACUGUUGGCCUGUUAACCCUUUUGUUGUUGACAUUUUUUUAACUGUCAAAAUAUUUAUGUUUUUCUUUUCCGUUUUCAUUUUGGGAUCACGUGGACCAACAAUAUUUUGUUUGAUUGUCCUUUAUUCAAAUUUGCAAACAAAAUAUGAUCCCAAUGAAGAAACUAAUUAUUUUAAGGUUGAUUCUUAGAGGUUUCUUUUAAAGAUUCCAUCUUAUUAUGGUUCGCUGAGGAAGGUUUUGAGAAUUGAUAGAAGGAGGAUAGCUAAUUGUAAAUGGUAACAAAAUGACACAUAAUAAUGGAUAUAAACAAAAGUAUAUAUAUAUACACACAGAUAUAUAUAUUCAUAGUGAAUUGAAUUAAUUUUUAAAUGGCGCAUCCACGAACCCUUGGAGAUGAAGCAUGUUCGUUGAACAUCAUGUUUUUAGAAAAUUUAUUGUUGAAAUAUUAUAGCAAAUCGAUUAAGCAGAAGAACAAAACGACCCGAGGGCAAACCAACCGAGUUAUAGUCACCAAUUAAUUAGUCAAAGUAAUAAUAAUAAUUGACAGAAACAGUGAGGCAGAGAAACCGAAACCAAACUAUUGAUACAAGAUGAACAGGUGUAUAUAUAUUUUACGACACAUAUAUCACCACAUACCAUAUAUAUACAUACACAUAUAUAUACGAAAUAUAUAUUUUUAAUAAACCGAAAACGGAAACGAGCAAAACUAAAGACACUAAGCAGAAGCAAAGCAGCGCAAGAACAGAAAACCCCACUAAAAACCAACCAACCAGCCCACAAAAACCAGCCCAAUCAUCUCAAAAUCUAAACCUAAAACCAGAAUCGAAAUCAAAAUCGAACGAAAAGUAUGAAAUCACAAUUUUGUUGGAAAUUUUGCAUAGUUUUCGGAUGAGUUGUCUCUGUCAGUGUAUAUCCUCUAAGUAUUCCUAAAAUCGAGCUUCGAAUUCUGUCUACCUUACUCUGCUCUCCCCCCUCCUUACACAAAGCAAAACAGUGAUAUUUACGGUAUAGCCCCCAAAAUGACGUACGAACUCUGACUUGAACACUCUUUCCGGAACCCACCUAAGACACCUUUUAACGUGAAUGUUUUCUACACACACUACAACAACAACAACUACCAACAAAAAAAACCAAAAAACAAAAAUAAAAAUAAAAAUGAAAAACCUACCUCCUUGUUACCAAGACGAAAUGUUGACGAAAAGUCAGAUUAGAGACGAAUUACGAAGAAUAUGCAACACUGCCGAGUUAAUCGCACUCCUCUGUCUUCCCAAAAAACAAAACUAAAAAUAUAACGAAAUGUUGUAAGACCACCACCCCACCCCUCCCAUUUGUGUUGUCCCAGACAAAAAGAAUUUCUAACAGAAUUGUGUGAGAAAAGCCCAUUUUGAUAGCCAGACGAAAGUUUACUUAACGGAAACCAGAUCACCCCCUUCCUUAUAAGCCAUUUCCGCUGUCAGAAGGAACAUUCCGAUACCCGGUACCCCAAUCGAGUGCUGAAUCAACUGAAGGAACUGCAGAUCAGAUCUAAGCGUUAUAUGUGUAUACACUCACUUUAUAUGUUUUAUUUGCAUUUACAUUUAUAUUUUUAAUAAAUUUAAAUUUAUAAUUACAUUUAAAUUUGAUAUGAGACGACUUUUAUGUACUUACGCCCAGAGCGAUGCGUAAUCCUACCGAAAACUGCUCUGUCCCCCAUGAGGUUGUUGUUUAUCGAGCCUAAAAAAAUGCA